This is a messenger RNA of Phragmites australis (common reed), 668 nucleotides long. Its product is annotated as nodulin-related protein 1-like. Bases 74 to 559 code for a protein of 161 amino acids. The record is from RefSeq and is a predicted model, not a curated record. Gene Ontology annotation, biological process: regulation of abscisic acid biosynthetic process; response to heat. NCBI's taxonomy places the organism in Eukaryota, Viridiplantae, Streptophyta, Magnoliopsida, Poales, Poaceae. The transcript has a single exon.
CGUCACUCCCUGUGCUACUCUCACUUCAGUUCUGAAGCUGAAAAGAUCUGAGAAAGAAGCAUCCAAAGCUCCAAUGGCAGAAGGUAACAACUCCGGCGACCUAUUCUCCAGCGGCAAGCUGGUCGCGGAGGCCGCCGUUUCGGUGUUCCAGCAGAAGAGCGCCGACAACGUCGACAAGAAAGAGGUCGCCGGCGCCGCCGAGGAAAUCUUGCACGCGGCUUCCACGUAUGGCAAGUUCGAGGACAAGCCGGUCGGGCAGUACAUCGAGAAGGCCGAGGGGUAUCUCAAGGAGUUCAGCUCUGGGCCGGCUGCUGGAGCCGGGAAGGAGAAAGCCGACGCCCCUGCGCCCCCAGCCGGCGACGCGCCAAAGCCAGCAGAGCCGGACGAGGGCCCCAAGGAGCCUGCGCCUGCCGCGGAGGAAAGCAAGUCGGAGGGUUUUGGUAUCGGAGACGUCGUGAAGGGCGCUGAGGAGCUGGUGGAGAAGCAGAGCGGCGGGGAAGAAAGCGCCGGCGCCGCCGCCGGUGGGCUGUUUAAGAUGGCGCAGGGGUUCAUGAAGUAGAGCGCAGCAGCUCCAUCCAGCGCUUUCUUGAUUUGUCUGGUUAAUCAUCGUGCCUGUGUUUGUUACGUAAUGUUUAACUGUUAAUAAUACGCCUCGUUGUGUUUUUCAA